GGGUAAUACAUCUCCUUUCCCUUCUCGCCAUGCGGGAGGAGCGACGAUCGUGCUUCAGCAAAUCUUCCUGAAUUUGGACCGAAUGUUGCGAAUCGUCGACGCUUGACGCCCCUGAUCGCGACUUUAGUGGACUAAAACAUCAUUCGUGCCAUCUUCGUGUCCGGUUGGAGUCGCCUCGUGCACGUCGAAGCUUCUCGGCCUAGCUUAGCUUAGCUUAGCUUAGCUUAGCUUGCUAGCAAAGAGACGCGUUUGGGAUCAACACUUCGCUCAGCAGAGAUCAAGCGGGAGGUUAGUCAAGUCGGCGCAGCCGAGGCGUCUGGGGGGUCCGGUUUGGUGGCCUCAGUAUUGCAUCUCUGCUUUUUGCGGAUGAUGUGGUUCCGUUGGCUUCAUCAAGCCGUGACCUCCAACUCUCACCGGAGCAGUUCGCAGCCGAGUGUGAAGCGGCUGGGAUGAGAAUCAGCACCUCCAAAUCUGAGACCGUGGUCUUCAGUCGGAAAAGGGUGGCGUGCCCUCUCCAGUGUUGCGAUCGUCGUGUGAAAAUGUGUGCAAGGACAGCAGAGUACGAGGAGGAACUUUGGGGCCCAAAAGAGGAGAAGGAGCCACAACGUCAACUGCUGGACGCUGCGUUCAAUCUGCAGCCUCGAAUUGUGCUACACAGAGCAGACGUCAGUGAAAAUCUUCAUCCUGAGCGGCAGGAGUCAGUGUCCCCUCACAUGAAAGAGGAAGAGGAGGAGGAAGAGGUUCAACACAUCAAAGAGGAGGAGGAAGAGUUCCUUCACAUUAAAGAGGAAGAGCAGGAGGACAUCAUCAAGGUUCCAUCGACUGGUGUCCCUUUGAAGAGUGAAGAUGAAGGUCGAAGUGAGGAGAGACGAGGGGCGGAGCCACCAAACGGCAACAGCUCAAGAGAUGGAGACCACUGUGGAGGAUCACAAACAGACGGUGAUGAUGAUGAUGAUGAUGAUGAUGAUGAUGAUGUUGAUGAACAGUUGGAAGGUGAUAUGACAUGUCACACUACCAGCAAAUGCUGGAAAUGUUCUAAAUGUAGGAAAACCUUUGCUUCUAAGAGCAAUUUCAAACAACACGUGAAAAUACACACUGGAGAGAAGACUUUUGCAUGCUCAGCUUGUGGGAAAAGAUUCACUCGGAAGGGGCACUUAAAAAUACACACAAGAACACACACUGGUGAGAAACCUUUUGCAUGCUCAGUUUGCGGUCAAAGAUUCAAUGAAAAGGGAACUUUAAUUAUACACACAAGAACACACACUGGUGAGAAACCUUUUGGAUGCUCAGUUUGUGGUCACAGAUUCACACAGAAGGGAUACUUAAAAAUGCACACAAGAACACACACUGGUGAGAAACAUUUUGCAUGCUCAGUUUGUGGUCAAAGAUUCUCUCAAAGGGGACAUUUGACAAGUCACACAAGAACACACACUGGUGAGAAGCCUUUUGCCUGCUCAGUUUGUGGUCAAAGAUUCUCCCAAAAGGAAAGCUUAAACAGACACACAAGAACACACACUGGUGAGAAGCCUUUUGUCUGCUCAGUUUGUGGUCAAAGAUUCUCCCUAAAGGAAAACUUAAAUAGACACACAAGAACCCACACUGGUGAGAAACCUUUUGCAUGCUCAGUUUGUGGUAAACGAUUCUCUGAAAAGGGACAUUUGACAAGUCACACAAGAACACACACUGGUGAGAAACCUUUUGCCUGCUCAGUUUGUGGUCAAAGAUUCUCUCAAAAGAAAUAUUUGACAAGUCACACAAGAACCCACACUGGAGAAAAACCUUUUUCCUGCUCAGGUUGUGGUCAAAGAUUCUCUCGUCAGGCUCGGGUUAAGACACACAAGUGUCCUGGUGAGAAAAGCAGUGAUCAAGAAGCUUUUAAUGCAAAUGUAAAUGUUUAAUAUAAAAGUAAUGACUAUGUGACUGACAGAAAUCUACAUGCUUGUAUUCUGUGUACCAGCUUUUAUUGCAUGUAUCUUCUUCUUGUCCAUAUAGUUUCUCAAAGCCCCGUGAGUGUUGAGAAUGAACACUGUUGCCAAAAUACUUAAAAGGGACUCGUUAAAGGUGGUGGGAAAGAGGGCGGGUGUGGAUCAGUAGAGCGGGUCGUCCAGUGACCGAAGGGUCGCCGGUUCGAACCCCGGCUCCGACUGUCCGUAUGUGGAAGUGUCCUUGGGCAAGACACCGAACCCUAAUUCGCUCCCAGUGAGCCUGGCAGCGCCUUGCACGGCAGCAGCCGCCCAGUGGUCAUCGGUGGAAUCAUUUACUGAUAAAAUAUUAGAUUUUCAAUCGCGUUGGAAAUCUCUGGCACGAGGCCGAUUCAAUACGUAACGAAGGUCUCCUGUCCCGAAACUGCGGCUGAUCUGAUUUGAUAUUAUCUGAUCCAUAAAAGCCCAAAUAUUGGGCUGAUCAUUAUAAUAUUAUUAUUUAUGAUAGUUUGAAGCUGUCAUGAGUAGAAAUGUCUGCAUAUAUUUUGGCGAUGAUUGUUGACAGUUGUGGGACAUGAAGCCACGUUUCUUGGGUUCAUGCAUGAGGCUUGCAAGGAUGUGGUGCUCGCCCGGCGUGUUUGCGUCAUUUUAAUGAUGGCGUCCUCAUCCAUCCCAAUCCAUGUUUGCGUUUUUUCUUUUUUUUCUUUUUGAAGCAUUCCACCUGACAGCUGCGAUAUACAAAUAUGACCAAUGACUGCCACUUCAUAGUAUGGUACAUUCCUUUUCCCACACCAGCGAUGCCAGUGCUUUUCAAUUUUCAAUUUUGUUGAUGAAAAAGGGGCGUUCGAAAGGGAAUUAGUUAUUUACCAAAUGCUCCAAAAUGUAUUGAUAUUCUUGGAAAUGAGUGCCAGUUUCAUUUUCUUGAGCAUGCAUGCAUUUUGUCCAAUGUUUUAGUGAUGUCAAUAUCAAAUAAAUGAAUGAUUGAUUGAAAUAGACUGGAAAGAAAAAACUGACUUUUGGUGCGAAACUGUAACGUGU
This is a messenger RNA of Phycodurus eques (leafy seadragon), 2960 nucleotides long. Its product is annotated as zinc finger protein OZF-like. The transcript is spliced from 4 exons. Gene Ontology annotation, biological process: regulation of immune system process; negative regulation of transcription by RNA polymerase II; regulation of cytokine production. Bases 450 to 1898 code for a protein of 482 amino acids. Lineage: Eukaryota; Metazoa; Chordata; Actinopteri; Syngnathiformes; Syngnathidae. The record is from RefSeq and is a predicted model, not a curated record.